Messenger RNA from Trypanosoma conorhini, 339 nucleotides. RefSeq lists its product as uncharacterized. Bases 1 to 339 code for a protein of 112 amino acids. Lineage: Eukaryota; Euglenozoa; Kinetoplastea; Trypanosomatida; Trypanosomatidae. The record is from RefSeq and is a predicted model, not a curated record. The transcript has a single exon.
AUGAGGGGGCGGCACGCGGUGCGCGGGGGUGGCUGGCGCGCGCUGCCCCACAGGGGCCCCGUUGCCGCCGCUUCCGUGAGGGUGAAGGGCGCGGUCGCCGAGAGGGCGCACCCGGCUCCACGGGGAGGCCAAUUGUCGGCCUCCGCUGCCCAGCGUGCGGCCUUCGGCGCUGCGGUAGGCGUGAGCCAAUUCUCGCGCUGCAACGCGGCUGGCCUGCAGCCAUGCAUCGGCCCGGUUCUGCGCGCGUUUGGGCGGAGGCGCACGACGGGGAGGAGGCCGAUGUGGAAGAACACACCCUACGCAGCAACCCGGAGCUUCCAGGUGGUGGCGGAGCAAUAA